This is a messenger RNA of Ceutorhynchus assimilis (cabbage seed weevil), 505 nucleotides long. NCBI's taxonomy places the organism in Eukaryota, Metazoa, Arthropoda, Insecta, Coleoptera, Curculionidae. The record is from the annotation of a GenBank genome assembly.
AUUAUUGUUUGAUUUUAUCUGAAAACCUUUUCUAAUCAAGUUUAUUUGGUUUAAGGAUCAUUUUGCUCCUGAGAUGUGGGAAAAACCUCGUGUGGAUGGCAAAAGAGUGUUGAAGUGUAAUGCUGUUCCUACAAUUUUUGCUUCUUCCUCUACACAGCCAAGAAGCCAAAGAAAACCUGUUUCUCAAAAAAAGUCCCACUUUUUACAUGAUGCAGUGUUGGCUUCGUCAGCAGGACCAUCUACAUCAAGUUUACAUUUGCCUCAGCAGGAGCCCAAGUCUUUGCCAGAAGUUUCAGAUAAGUCAUCUACAUCAAAAGUAGAUUCAGGUGUACAUCCGCCAGCUAGCCAGAAGACAUCCAAUUCAAAAUGCACUUCAUGUAAUAAAAAUUUACCGGAAAUACUAAAAAAGUACAGACUGUUAUAUUUGAGGGAGAGAAGAAAAGUAGCACAGUACAAAAAGCUACUACAAAUACAACAUGAGAAACAGACUAUAAAGAAUGAAUAA